Schistosoma spindalis is the source of this 594-nucleotide messenger RNA. The record is from the annotation of a GenBank genome assembly. Lineage: Eukaryota; Metazoa; Platyhelminthes; Trematoda; Strigeidida; Schistosomatidae.
AUGACAAAGCCGUCAUUCGAUCAAAAUUCUUCUAGUAACCAUCUCAACACUUUAAUUUUUAAUAAAGAAUCAAGAAUAUGUAUUUCUACAACCGAUUAUUAUCAUGUCAAUGGAGCUGAUAAUAAAACAUUCACUCAUAGUAAUGGAAAUAUAUACGAAAGAUGUAAUACACCAAGUAAUUUACGCAGUAAACAAACACUAAAUGGAUCCAUUCAUAAUAGUUUAACAUCUGGAACUAAUACAUCAUUUAAUGAUCAAUUGGAUGCACAGACAAUGAAUAAUGAUACGAAUAGUACUAAUUGUACAAAUGACACAUGGAAGUUGAAUGGAUCCAGUUCAAUUGGUAGAAUUAAUAACAACAAUUCAUUUAGAAAAUCAUUUUCUUCUUCUAAUUUACCAUCAUCCUCAUUAUUGUCAACAUCCAUAAUUAAAAAUAAAUUCGAUCAGUUGAAUACUAAUCUGAUACAACCUAAUGAAUCAUUAAAUCAAUCCUAUGACAGUUAUCAAUAUCAACAACAGUCAGUAAGCAAUUCAACACUGAACUGUAAUUCAAAUGAACAAUGUAAUUUAACGUGUUCUCUUUUAUGUUCAUAG